Molecule: messenger RNA, 2216 nt
Organism: Mercenaria mercenaria
Lineage: Eukaryota; Metazoa; Mollusca; Bivalvia; Venerida; Veneridae
Product: tubulin alpha-1A chain-like
Exons: 3
Coding region: 104-1459 (451 amino acids)
Biological process (GO): mitotic cell cycle; microtubule cytoskeleton organization
Cellular component (GO): microtubule; cytoplasm
Molecular function (GO): structural constituent of cytoskeleton; GTP binding
Source: RefSeq, a predicted model, not a curated record
CCACUAUAUAUCAGACAGCAUCAUUAGCAACGCGCCAGAAGUUUUUUUCCUCCUUAGUGACUUCAUAUCUAAAAGGAAAUUUUCAACUCUAUAUUCCUUCACAAUGCGUGAAUGUAUCUCCAUCCAUCUUGGCCAAGCCGGGGUCCAGAUUGGCAAUGCCUGUUGGGAGCUGUACUGUCUUGAGCACGGGAUCCAGCCCGACGGUCAGAUGCCAAGUGACAAGACUAUAGGAGGUGGAGAUGAUUCUUUCAACACUUUCUUUAGUGAAACUGGAGCCGGAAAACAUGUUCCCAGAGCUGUGUUUGUGGACUUGGAACCAACAGUUGUCGACGAGGUUCGUACCGGCACCUACCGUCAGCUGUUCCAUCCCGAGCAGCUCAUCACCGGCAAGGAGGACGCCGCCAACAACUACGCCCGUGGUCACUACACCAUUGGUAAAGAGAUCAUCGACUUGGUUCUGGAUAGAAUCCGUAAACUUGCUGAUCAAUGCACUGGUCUUCAAGGCUUUUUGAUCUUCCACUCUUUCGGUGGCGGAACUGGUUCUGGAUUUGCUUCACUUCUCAUGGAACGUCUCUCCGUCGACUACGGAAAGAAAUCCAAGUUGGAGUUUGCAGUUUACCCUGCUCCACAAGUAUCUACAGCUGUCGUCGAACCGUACAAUUCUAUUCUUACCACCCAUACAACCCUAGAGCACUCUGAUUGCGCCUUCAUGGUUGAUAACGAGGCUAUCUAUGAUAUUUGUCGCCGUAAUCUGGACAUCGAUAGACCAACUUACACAAACUUAAAUAGACUGAUUGGCCAGAUUGUCUCCUCAAUCACCGCCUCUCUGAGAUUUGAUGGCGCACUCAACGUCGACUUGACUGAGUUCCAGACCAACUUGGUACCAUACCCACGUAUCCACUUCCCUCUCGCCACAUACGCCCCCGUGAUCUCCGCUGAGAAGGCCUAUCAUGAGCAACUGACCGUGUCUGAAAUCACGAACGCAUGUUUCGAACCAGCCAACCAGAUGGUAAAGUGUGAUCCUCGUCAUGGCAAGUACAUGGCCUGUUGCAUGCUUUACAGAGGUGAUGUUGUCCCCAAGGACGUCAAUGCCGCCAUUGCUACCAUUAAAACAAAGAGAACCAUUCAGUUUGUUGACUGGUGUCCAACUGGAUUCAAGGUCGGCAUAAACUACCAGCCACCAACUGUCGUACCGGGAGGUGAUCUUGCCAAGGUCCAGCGUGCUGUAUGCAUGUUGAGCAACACAACAGCUAUUGCGGAGGCCUGGGCUCGUCUUGACCACAAGUUCGACUUGAUGUAUGCUAAGAGAGCGUUUGUUCACUGGUACGUUGGUGAGGGUAUGGAGGAAGGAGAGUUCUCCGAGGCCCGUGAAGAUUUGGCUGCCCUCGAGAAGGACUACGAAGAGGUCGGGAUUGAUUCUGUGGAAGAGGAAGGCGAGGAAGAAGGAGAAGAAUAUUAAAUUCAAUGCUACUUAGCGCGACAAAAUUGCUGUUUUUAAUUAUCUAUUCGAUCUAUCUUGACCUUGCAGCAGUUAAAAAUAUCUCUACAAAAUUUCUGUUCUCUUUCUAAUUUAACAAUGGUAUUGUCAUGAAAUAAAAUUUGUUCGACCCGCUAAAAAUUAAAAUUGACUUCGAGUACAAUAAUUAAGAACCUUUGACAUAAAUUAUCCUUUUUAGAUGUACGGAUAUAAUUUUAUUUGUUUUAGAAUCCCAUCAGAUAUACUCUCUCUAUUAUUUCUUCUUUAGAACUGGACAAAUAAUUUUGGGACACCGUAACAUUUGCAUUUAAAUGAACCUUAUAGAAUUAAGGUCAUGCUUUGCUUUGAUUUUCUGUAGCCGAGAUAUCGUUAUAAUGGUUAUGACAAUUGUUCCAUGCCGGAUGUUAUUACUUUACUAUAUACAUAUAUAUGCGUGUUGUGGUUCGGAAGCAGGUGCGAGCAGAAUUCAAUUUACCUCGUUCUGCUUGUACACAAAUCUUGGAACAAACGGUCAUCUGUUGCGAGGACCUUCCCUUAAACGCGUAUGGUUUUUAGACGAGAACUAAUUGUGUGUCCUUCGCGUAGUGUAUACACUUUAAAGGCUCACAGUGUGACUGUGACAUUUUCCAUUAUGAACAUAAAAUACAGUAGUCUCUUGUUAAAUCCUAUUUCUGAUCAUUACAUUAACAUUUGUUAAAGGUUUUAAUAUUGCUGAAUAUACUAGAAUAUUUUUACUGAA